Messenger RNA from Diabrotica balteata, 2133 nucleotides. The record is from the annotation of a GenBank genome assembly. Lineage: Eukaryota; Metazoa; Arthropoda; Insecta; Coleoptera; Chrysomelidae.
ACUUUAAGAAUAACCCGGGGUCCAGAUGGAUGUGACAGAGCUGUGAUUAGCGACACUAAUGAAGAUACUGAGUCCGAAACGCCGGAAAAAUCGGUUGAUUGUUUGGUUUUAUUUGAACCAGAAGAUAUCGAAAUAGACGUUAUAUUUUUACAUGGGCUUCACGGGGCAAUCAAUAAAACAUGGAAACAAGGAGUUUGGAGAACAAGCUCCCACAAGCUCAACAAACAAUCGCCUGUGAGAAGGUUAUCAACAGGCGAUAUGUAUGUCCCAACCAAAGACCAUACGUUAAAAAGAACGCUUUCAAGUAUUUAUUCCAAAAUACCCAACAAAGUAGCCAGAAGGGAAGAAAAUGAAUCAAGUGAAGAAAAUAAAGAAUAUAACGACGAAGAUGAAACGAAGAAGAUUGAGGAUUAUAGUGACUGUUGGCCUAGAGACUGGAUACCAAAGGAUUGUCCAAAUGCUAGAGUUAUAGCGUUGAACUAUACUACAGACGUACUGUGGUGUCCUACGUGGAUGAAAAAGCGAAAAAGAACCAAUUUGAUCGAACGAAGUAAUGAAAUGAUAGAGGAAUUAGUUAAAAUCGGUGUAGGAAAACAUCCUAUUGUAUGGGUUGGGCACUCCAAAGGAGGACUUUACAUAAAACAGAUGAUGCUUACUACUUUUAACAGCGCCGAGUCCAGUGAAAUUAAUGACAUAUUUAACCAAUCGAAAGCAAUAAUGUGGUACAGCGUUCCGCAUAAAGGGUCUACCUUAGCCGAUUUUACUUUGCCCUUGUUACGAAGAAGUGUUGAGUUACUUGAAGUACAAAGAAAACUAGCAAAAAAGAAGCAGAAAAAAAUUACAACUGAUAAUGUGAAGAAAGAUGGACAAGAUAGAUACUUGGCCACAUCUUUACCCAAAAAGCCCACAUGUAAGCACGUGAAUAAAAGCAAAUACAAAUGUGAAUCUUUAACAUCUAAUACCAUGUUCUACUUCCAUAAGAAGUUUUAUAGCAGUCAUAAAAAAAUUGAUCAAGAUAAUUUCAUUUUGAAGUACACAUCUAUAACUACUGUAGAACGAAAACGAUCAAGAACAAAUACCAGAACUCCAAAAUCGCAUUCCAAUCAUUUUUUUAUUCCUGACCACAAGUCACAGCAACUUGUUCCAGUCUGUCUUCCAGCUUUCUGUCAUGUGUUAAAUAUAAAACAAGGUAGAAUAAAAGGAGUUACUAAAAGAUUUGCAGAAAAUGGGACUAGUGCAUCAGAGAGGAGAGGUGGUAACCAAAAAGAGUUUGCAUAUAGAUCGAAAUUGGAUUCGGUCCAAAAAUUUAUUAUGAAAUUCCAACCUUUAGAUUCUCAUUACUGUAGGGGCAAGAUAAAACAGAGAAUUUAUUUAGACCCUAGUCUUAAUAUUACUAAAAUGUACAAAAUGUAUGAAGAUCAAUCCUUACCCGGAUUCUCAGUGACUAAAUCGUAUUUCAGAAAAGUAUUUAAUACAUCUUUUAACAUUGGAUUUGGGACACCACGACAGGAUGUUUGCUCCGAUUGUCUACAGCUUAUAGAAAAACUGAAAAGAUGUUCAAACGGCAUUGAAAAGGAAAAUAUACGUGCACAAUAUAGAAUUCAUAAGAUGAGAGCUAAACGCUUUUUUCAGCUUUUGAAAGAUGAAGAUCCAGAUAUACUCAUCCUUUCAUUUGAUUGUCAAAAAAAUCUACCCAUGCCCAGGGUACCAGUUGAUCAAGUGCCUGUAUUUGAUUGGAAAGAAGCAUGCAAGAAUGUGCUUAAACCCACACAGAGCCUGCACUUCCAAAUCAGUAAAUGCAAGCGCAUAAUUAUUGAAAAGGUAAUUAAAAAAAUUAUGGUACGGGGUGAAUUAUCUUACAGAAAUGACAUAAGUCAACUCUUACCAAUAACAAAACGAGGUAAAAAGAUUUCUCACAUAUUACCUAACAGAAUAACUCAAAGUGUCACCAUUAAACAAGAGAAGCUUGAUGAUGUUAAUAAACUGUUGAAAAAACACUUUGGAGAUCAGUGGCCGGAAAUCCCGGAGCUAAAUUAUUUUAGAAACGUUCUGGCUCUACCCGGACAUGAUGGUGAAAAUGUAGGUGGUGAAGAAAAUGACUCCGUACCUGAGGAAAUACUUGAUUUUGUCUAG